CGAGACGCAUUGUUGUGCUAUGACGUAAGGAGUCGGAGACGGAAGAUGGCGGAGUUAGCGGCUGCGGGCGGCGGGCAGUGAGCGGCGCCCAGGCCAGCGCCAGCUCUCGCAACCCGGCCGCGGGUAGUGCCAGACCGCUGCAUCUGGGCCGCACCGCGUCCAUGGCGAGAACCAGUAGUCAGAUGGCUUUGAAAUUUUGAGUCAAGUCUGAUAUAUCCUUGUUGCUUUUUGUAUGAUGUUCCCAUUCAGUCCAGUGUAGUCCUUUGCUCUUGCCCAUCUCCAUCCAUGGUAAGGAAUCAGUCAGACUCCAGCGUGCGACCAACGAUCUCUGGUGCCUCCAUGGACAGCAGUGCAGGCGACACUGGCCCAGUGAUGGGCUCUUUACCACAGCGAACAGGGCAACGGCAGCAACCUGUAGUGCAGACGCAGCGGCAGCAGUCAGCUGGCCAUGCUCAGCAACCACGCAAAAAGCGACCUGAAGAUUUCAAGUUUGGCAAGAUUCUUGGCGAGGGAUCAUUCUCAACAGUUGUGUUGGCCCGAGAACAGACAACUGGUAAAGAAUAUGCUAUUAAAAUUCUGGAAAAACGUCAUAUCAUUAAGGAGAACAAGGUACCAUAUGUGACCAGAGAGAGGGAUAUCAUGUCUCGGCUGGAUCACCCCUUCUUUGUAAAACUCUACUUUACGUUUCAGGAUGAGGAGAAGCUCUAUUUUGGUCUUAGUUAUGCUAAGAAUGGAGAGCUGCUUAAAUACAUUCGUAAGCAAGGCUCAUUUGAUGAGAACUGCACACGAUUUUAUUCGGCUGAGAUUGUUUCGGCACUAGAGUACUUGCAUGAGAUCGGGAUUAUACAUAGGGACCUUAAACCAGAGAACAUCUUACUGAGUGAAGAUAUGCACAUACGGAUUACUGAUUUCGGAACAGCAAAAGUAUUAUCUUCAGAUAAUACGCAAGCACGAGCAAAUUCUUUCGUUGGAACAGCACAGUAUGUUUCGCCAGAGCUUUUAACUGAGAAAUCUGCUUGUAAAAGCUCUGAUCUGUGGGCUCUUGGCUGUAUCAUUUACCAGUUGGUAGCUGGAUUGCCACCUUUCAGGGCUGGGAAUGAGUAUCUCAUAUUCCAAAAAAUAAUUAAGUUGGAAUAUGAAUUCCCAGAAAAGUUUUUCCCAAAAGCGAAAGACUUGGUGCAGAAGCUUCUGGUGUCUGAACACACAAAGCGCCUUGGCUGUGAAGAAAUGGGAGGUUAUGGACUCCUUAAAGCCCAUACAUUCUUUGAACCUAUUGCAUGGGAGAAUCUGCACCUUCAGACACCCCCCAAACUCACUGCGUAUCUCCCAGCAAUGUCUGAAGAUGAAGAAGAUUGCUAUGGCAAUUAUGAUGACCUCCUCAGUCAGUUUGUCUCCAUGCAAGUGGCUCCAUCUGGCUCACUGCACUCGUUGUCUUCCCCUGAGCCUAGCCCACCACAGAGGUUAUGUAGUAACAUCGAGCAGUAUGUCCAUGAUCUUAACGACACUUCGUUCGAGUUGGACCUUCAGUUUACAGAUGAGGACAAGCGUCUCCUGCUUGAGAAACAAGCCAACAGAAAUCCCUGGCACCAGUUUGUAGAAAAUAAUUUAAUCCUGAAGAUGGGUCCAGUUGAUAAGAGAAAGGGCCUGUUUGCUCGACGUCGGCAACUGUUGCUCACGGAAGGCCCGCAUCUCUACUACGUGGAUCCUGUCAACAAGGUUUUGAAAGGAGAGAUUCCUUGGUCACAGGAGCUGCGCCCAGAAGCUAAGAAUUUCAAAACAUUUUUCGUUCAUACUCCUAAUCGGACAUAUUACUUAAUGGAUCCCAGUGGAAACGCUCACAAAUGGUGCAAAAAGAUCCAUGAAGUGUGGCGACGGCGGUACCAGAACCAGCAGAACACCGGCAUCUAGCGGAGUGCAACUCACGUGGGUGGAGAAACUUCCUCUCAAGUUGCCAGAGCUCCAGAGUUGAACACUGUAACACAGCAAAGAAAGCCUCCCUCAUUCCCUUUUCUCUUGCCCACACACCCCUCCCAUCCUCUUCCCUGUCCAUUUAAAAAGAAAAACACAGAGCCUGUGACAUCCAGAAAUAUUCUGUGCUUGUGUGUAUUGGGGUUCGGGGGGGGGGGGCUGCAAACUUUAUUCCCAUAUUUCCUUUCUCCAACUAAAAUGUAAAUGGGAUUGCGGGUUGCUUUGCCUGCUUGUUCUGCAGGCUUAUCAUAUCACAAAUAGAAGACCCUUUGCCUAUGUCUGUGUAACGUCUGCUCUCAUUCCAGCUUCAGGAUUUCAGAUGAAGAUAGUAUAUUUAUAAACUGCUUUGUAGGCAGAUUUCAAAUUUCAGUCUAGGUAUUCCCCACAACCCUCAUUCCAAUUCCAGGUAGCCCUCUGUGCAGGGUCUGACCUCUUUAUAUUUUUGUUUAGCUUUCUAAAAUUUAUUUAAGAGCUAUGUGAUUUUUGACAUUUGUUCUUGUUUUCAUCUGGCCUUUGGCACCUGGUUUGCUUCCCCUCAAGGCAAAGGUAUAUAGUGGUACUGAGGAAUUGUGCAUAGAAACUCUUGAACACAAGAAAACCCCUUAUUUAUGCGCUCUUAU
Molecule: messenger RNA, 2588 nt
Organism: Hypanus sabinus (Atlantic stingray)
Lineage: Eukaryota; Metazoa; Chordata; Chondrichthyes; Myliobatiformes; Dasyatidae
Product: 3-phosphoinositide-dependent protein kinase 1-like
Exons: 15
Coding region: 286-1908 (540 amino acids)
Biological process (GO): peptidyl-serine phosphorylation; intracellular signal transduction
Molecular function (GO): ATP binding; protein serine/threonine kinase activity
Source: RefSeq, a predicted model, not a curated record